Molecule: messenger RNA, 5327 nt
Organism: Perca fluviatilis (European perch)
Lineage: Eukaryota; Metazoa; Chordata; Actinopteri; Perciformes; Percidae
Gene: magi2a
Product: membrane associated guanylate kinase, WW and PDZ domain containing 2a
Exons: 23
Coding region: 139-5031 (1630 amino acids)
Biological process (GO): signal transduction; receptor clustering
Cellular component (GO): dendrite; cytoplasm
Molecular function (GO): SMAD binding; beta-1 adrenergic receptor binding; type II activin receptor binding
Source: RefSeq, a predicted model, not a curated record
UGUGCGCUGAUAUGGAUACGAUUGGCUUUUACUGUUGAAACUGGACACAUUACAGUGGUACGGUGACAGUGGAGGACUUCGAAGAGCGGUAAAACUUCUUCCACGGCCGCACUCAUGUGAUUUCCCCUUGUUUGAGCCAUGUCCAAGAGCCUGAGGAAGAGGAAGAACCACUGGACUAACAAAGUCCACGAGAGUGUCCUUUGCAGAAAUGAGGAGGGGGAGCUGGGGCUGGAGUUGAAGGGCGGCGCAGAGAAUGGACUGUUCCCGGUUAUCGGCGAGCUUCUCCCGGGCAGAGCGGUCUGCCACAGCGGCAAACUCUGCCAGGAUGAACUCCUCCUGGAAGUCAAUGAUACCCCAGUGGCUGGUCUCACCACCAGGGACGUCCACGCUGUGGUCAAACACAGCAAAGACCCCGUCCGAGUCAAGUGUGUCAAACAAGGGGGCGUGAUAGACAAGGACCUGCGCCACUACCUCAACCUGCGCUUUCAGAAAGGCUCAGUGGACCACGAGCUGCAGCAGAUCAUCCGGGACAACCUCUACCUCCGCACCGUCCCCUGCACAACCAGGCAGCCCAAGGAAGGAGAGGUCCCAGGGGUGGAUUAUAAUUUCGUGACCAUUGAUCGGUUUAUGGAAUUGGAGAAAAGUGGAGCCCUGCUAGAGAGCGGAACAUAUGAAGAUAACUUUUACGGCACCCCGAAGCCUCCGGCCGAGCCCAGCGCUCUGCUGCUAAAUGUAACAGACCAGCUGCUGCCGGGCGCCAGACCCACCUCCGAGGGCAAGAGGAAGCGUAACAAGUCGGUUAGCAACAUGGAAAAAGCCAGCAUCGAGCCCCCCGAGGAGGAGGAGGAGGAGAGACCCGUCGUCAAUGGCAACGGUGUAGCUGUCACCCCAGAGUCGAGCGAACAUGAGGACAAGAGUACAGACGCUUCGGGGGACAUCGCCCCGCAGGGCAUCCUGGCGGAUGCCCCACCUGAGGCGCCUAAAGACGACGGACAGUCCCCGAAAAUGACACUACCCAAACCAGAUGAGAACGACGAGCUAGGGCCACUGCCAGACAACUGGGAGAUGGCAUACACCGAGAAAGGAGAGGUCUACUUCAUAGACCACAAUACCAAGACAACAUCGUGGCUGGACCCGAGGCUAGCCAAGAAGGCAAAGCCGCCCGAGGAAUGCAAAGAGGAUGAGCUUCCGUACGGCUGGGAGAAAAUCGAUGACCCCAUUUACGGCAGCUACUAUGUUGACCAUAUAAAUAGAAGGACUCAGUUUGAGAACCCAGUCCUGGAGGCUAAAAGGAGACUCCAGCAGCAGCAGCAGAUGCAAAGCCAGGGUCUGUCCUCACUGCCCCUUCCCACCAUCUACAGAGUGGAGGAUGCCAGCCCCUGUGCCCCCCUCCCCAGACCCCCCCUCGUUCAGGUCGGCUCGGUGCCCGUGCGCUGCCACAGCCUCGGCGACCUCUCCCCCUCGCCAACUCUGGGUCGCAGGGCCGCUGCGUAUGCUACAUCCUCCUCCGCCGACGUCUCCCCGCUCCGGCGUGUCCUGACCCGGCGGAUGAAUACGUGUCCCCACCACCACCACCACCACCAGCAGCAGCAGCGGCAGCCACUUCACACCUCCGCCUGCACUGUGGUGCUAGAGCAGCCUGUCUGUAGCCCCUUCUCCCUGUGGCACUUUGUCAAGAAGCCGCUGUUCACGCGGGACCCCACUCAGUUGAAAGGCAGUUUCUUGUCCACAUCACUCCAAAAGAGCAACAUGGGCUUCGGCUUCACUAUUAUCGGAGGCGACGAGCCUGACGAAUUCCUCCAGGUCAAGAGUGUUAUCCCCGAUGGGCCUGCCGCAGCUGAUGGAAAGAUGGCCACAGGGGAUGUCAUUGUCUACAUCAACGAUGUGUGCGUCCUGGGCACCACCCACGCCGAUGUGGUCAAACUCUUCCAGUCGGUGCCAAUUGGCCAAAGCGUCACCCUUGUCUUGUGCCGUGGAUACCCUUUGCCCUACGACCCAGAGGAAGCUGCCAACACCAACAACAACACUACCAUCAUCUCCCCGCUGGGCAUCAUGGAGCAGCGGCCCAUCAUGGUGAACGGCAGGACGGGCUACGACAACUACCUGGACUAUCUCUCCCGCACGGCGCGCUUCGUCACAGACCCCGGUCAGGACCAGGUCAAUGCCCAGCAGCAGCUGCUCACCCCUCACCCGGGUGACACCCACUUAGACGGCUCGCUUCCUCCCACCACCGGCACCACACCUCCUGACAGCGUUUCCAUGGCGUCGUCGGGGGCGACCCAAGGGGAGCUACUGACGCUAACCAUGGUGAAGGGCAUGGAAGGUUUUGGCUUCACUAUCGCUGACAGCGCUACAGGCCAGCGAGUCAAACAAGUGCUAGAGCCUCUGGGCUGCCCGGGUCUGUUCGAGGGUGACCUGAUCGUGGAGAUUAAUAAGCAAAACGUGCAGGGAUUCGCACACACCCAGGUGGUGGAGCUUCUCAAGGAGUGUGCAGUGGGAGCCGAGACCAGCCUGGUGGUUCAGAGAGGUGGAACAGGUCACUAUUCACCCUGGAAGACCCCUAAGCAGGUGCUGGAGCAGUGGGAGUCCCAGCAGGGCCAGGGCAGCCCUGCUCAGACCAGCCUGUCAGCCCCCGUUAUUCCCCACAACGCCCCCUUCCCAACACACCAUCUCCACAGGGCCUCUGUCCCAGACUCAGCCUCCGAGGCCUUGGCCCUGGCUAAACCAGACCCUUAUGACCUUUAUGAGAAGUCCAGGGCUAUCUAUGAGAGUAGGCAACCAGGCCAAACAAGGGCAGUCUUUCCUGUGGACUCCUCAGGAGCAGAGUAUCAGGACAUAGAGGUGCACCUGCGCAGACAGAAGUCCGGCUUCGGUUUCCGGGUGCUGGGCGGGGACGAGGCAGGGCAGCCUGUGAGUCCGGAGACGUGUGAGAAGAUCUUGAUCGGGGCCAUCAUCGAGAAGAGUCCGGCAGAUCUUGAUGGGCGCUUGCGGCCCGGUGAUGAGCUGCUGUUUGUGGACGGGAUCCCAGUUGUGGGGAAGCCGCACAGAUAUGUCAUUGACUUGAUGCACGGAGCGGCCCGAAACGGCCAAGUGAAUCUGGUCAUCAGGAGGAGGGUGCAGGCAGCAGGUGAGUCCUUUCCAGAGAACGGUCGUAGCCCGGGCUCUGUCUCCACGCAACACAGCUCCCCACGCAGUGACUUCACCUAUGGCAACAGCACCAGCACUACCCAGGCACCCAACGCCAACAUGGGCAACCCAACCGCCGCUUCGGACAGGACGUCGACCCCCAACACACAACCCAGUGAUGUCAUCAUCAAUCGAAAGGAGAGCGAAGGCUUCGGCUUCGUCAUCAUCAGCUCGCUCAACAGGCCGGAGGCGGCCGCCACCAGCACUGUGCCGCAUAAGAUUGGCCGCAUCAUCGAGGGCAGCCCGGCCGACCGCUGCGGGAAGCUGAAAGUGGGAGACAGGAUACUGGCAGUGAACAGCCAGUCCAUCGUCAACAUGCCACACGCCGACAUCGUUAAGCUGAUCAAGGAUGCGGGCCUCAGCGUCACCCUGAAGAUUAUACCGCAGGAGGAGAGCAGCAAUCCCCCAUCAGCCCCUAGCUCUGAGAAACAGAGCCCCAUGGCCCAGCAGCACAGCCCGAAGACCCAGCCAAGCACCGCUGCCUCACUGCCCAACCCAGCAGUCACAGAACCCAACCCUUUGGUUAACCAGCCCAAUCCCAUGCCUCACCAGAGCCCUGUGACCCAGCUGCCCACCCCUCCUCCUCAGACCUACACCCACGAGAGCAGUUUCAGGUCAGAGGUGAAAGCAAGGCAAGAUGUUAAACCAGACAUCAGACAGCCACCAUUCACAGAUUACCGACAGCCGCCGGUGGACUACCGGCACCCUCCUGUGGCAGACUACAGGCAGCCACCCACGUUGGACUACAGACACCCGCCGUUGCUCGACUACAGACAGCUAGCUACUGACACCAGGCAGUUCACCAUCCCGGACUACCGAAUGCCACCAGUUCAACUUUCACAGGACUUCGACUUUUUCACAGUGGAGUUGGAGAAAAGUGUGAAAGGCUUCGGUUUUAGCAUCCGCGGAGGGCGGGAGUACAAGAUGGACCUGUUUGUCCUACGCCUGGCAGAGGACGGACCGGCCAUCCGCAACGGGAGGAUGAGGGUUGGGGACCAAAUAAUUGAGAUCAAUGGAGAGAGCACCCGGGACAUGACCCACGCGAGGGCCAUCGAGCUGAUCAAGUCUGGAGGCAGACGCGUUCGUCUCCUCCUGAAGAGGGGUACGGGGCAGGUCCCAGAGUACGAUAAUGCCGCCCCAUGGGAUGCCUGCCCUUCAGCCUCCCCAAGCCUGUCGGAAGUAGCCCCUCCCAUCGACAGCCUUUCCAUGUCAUCGCCUUCAUCACAUCUGGCCCCGGCCCCCGACCCACCUCACCUGCCGCCUCUGGACGUCCCUCAAGACCCGGUGGCACGAGACAGCUGGACGGAGCGUUCGAAGAGCCCCCAGAAGGCAGAGCUGCUAAAUCCAGAGCCGAUCAGCCAGGGGAGAAGAGCGGCUACAACCGGCGGGAGCGGCAGAGCCAAGAAGGGGGGUGGCAGGUCCACCCACAAGGGGCACAGGGUUCAGCCCGCUACUGAGGGGGAAGUGGGCAAGGAGUGGCAGACCGGGGAGCUCAAACCUUCCAGGAGCACCAGAGGGAGGUCCAAGGAGAGAUUUACUGAGGACAACCGAGAAUCCACCGAAUCUCCCAGCAGCUCCAAGCUCCCGCACACCAACGGGAACAGCAGGGAAGAUGUGGAAUGUUACGGUGGAGGGCAGCAGGUGGAGUCGGAGCAGAGCAGACCCAGGCCCAGGGAACUGGACAGGGGCCUGGGAGAGAGCCGGCCCAGCCUUCCCAACAAGAGCACCAGCAGCGGCAGCGCAGCAGGGAGGAAGGCCACGGUCUCUCCUGGGCCUUGGAAGAUCCCUGGAUCAGACAAGCUGGCCAGCACACUGCACACAGGCACGUCCACGCUGAGCAGAUAACACCGCGGCUCCAGCAGAAGACAGUGGCCACACUCAUCGAAACUAAACCACCGCAUGUGGACGAAACCACCAUCCUCACACCUUCCUGUGCUCCUUUAUCCCCACCCCCCUCCAUCCCGUUCUACCAUAGACCACAGAGUCCGAAACCAAGGGGGGGGGGGGGCAGGGUGAUCUGGACCACGUGUUUUUAGAGUUUUAUUUAUGAUAUUGUACUCUAAAUUAUUUUGAGAAAUAUUUUACACCCACCACCUUAAGAACUGGAAAAUCAUCCACUUUCAAAAAAAAACAAAAGAAUG